AAAAGGAUGCCCUUUAUUCGGGGGCAAAAGCAUAAAGAGCUCGUUCCCUUUCUGUGGGAUGGUUGAAAGAAGCAGGCGACAGCCAUUACAAGUUGAUGGUAAGGAAGUCUCCAUGAGGCCGCAGGAGGUUAUGGGAGGCGGUGCGUCUACCCAGUCUGGUCCAUCCGGUCCGAACAACCGGAAUCGGAACCAGACCUCGGAGCUGACGGAACAGGUGUACCAGCUGAUCAGCCGGUGUCUGUACAGUCUGCCUCUGCCACAGGGGGCAGGAUCACAAGCAGUAAACGAUGCUCUGGUUGAGAGAGUCACAAAAUACUUCACCAAAGUGGAAUUUGAAGAUGCUGAGAUUUUAAAAAGAGGCGAGCCAGCCAAGGAGAUAUUUGUGGUGAUAGAAGGUCUGGUUGAGGUGGUUUCAGACGAGGACAACAAGAUUGUUCUGGCGAGUGUCACAGAUGGAGAGUUCUUCGGGGAAGUCUCAACACUGUUCAACAUGCCGACCUCAGCAACUGUCAGGUCUCCUGGCAGGACGACUCUGGCAGCCCUGAAAGCGGAGGAUGCCAGGAGGCUGCUGCCGCCCACCCAGACUAACCUGCUGGACUGGUACAUCCAGAGGAGGUACUUCGACACAAACGCUGCCGUCGACAAGAUCAAACUCUCCAGGAAAAAGGCACUGGCAGCUCUGAAACAGGUUCCCAUGUUGCAAGGCUGGAGUGAUGACUCUCUAAAGUCUCUCAUCAUGAGUCUAGAAACAGACAUCAUCAUCCUGUACCCGUCCCGAUCUGCCAUCCUCUUCAAGGACGACCCCUCGGAAGAGGUCUUCGUCCUCGUCAAGGGCAAGGUGGAUGUACUGGAUGGGAAAGCUCGGCUGGCAACUCUGCAGGCAGGGAAGUCACCCAUCUGUCUGGGGGAGGAAGGUCUGAUGACCAGUGGCAGUAGGAAGAUGACCGUCCGAGCACAAACGCCCAGCCAGCUCAUGGUCAUCAAGCGGUGGAACCUGCACCGCACCUCAAACGAGUUUAUCGAUGACGCAGGCAGAGCGUGGGAGGAGACCCAGGACCGGUGGAAGCAGCAGUUAGCCCAGCGGGAUCGGAACCUGUACAACAAGUUUGGGGCGUUCUUACAGAUAGAGAUUCUUAUCAAGAAAUUUCGUCAGUCGGCGCUGUUCAGUGACUGCCCGGUUGGACUGAUCUACCUGGUUGCCAUGGCAGCCACGGGGGAGGAACAUGCCACGGGGAAGUCUGUACUUACAGAGGAUGAGUACGAAGCUAAGACACUGUUCCUGAUCCUGAGAGGUUCUGCUCACAUGAUCAGUGAUGAUGGAGUUGUGGACUCCUUUGUGAAGGGAGAUGCCUUCUGGAAUCUGCCGUGGUAUCCUCGGAAGUGCUGGGUCCGGGCUAAGGAGCAGACCAUCAUUGUCAAGUACUCGGAGUCUUCUGUUCGAGAGGCUCUCGGGGAGUACCCAGACGCCAAGCUGAACAUUCCGCAGAGGUCUUCUCACGAGGGAACAGGGAAUAAUGGGAGGGCAUCGAACAACGGAAGGGGGUCAAACAACGGGAGAGCGUCGCGUCCGCAGAGCAGACCACAGAACAGGCCGCGCAGUCGCCCACAGAGGGGCUCCGAGGCAGGCACAUCAUAGCAGCGCAGGGGACUUAUCUGUUUAGACAUUUUCAGGGAAUGUUAUUUGUCUGUCAUUGUUGACACUGACCUGGGAAAUUACGUCAGUAUCUGGCUAUGGCAGGGCUUGAAAUACUAGAUGUCUGUGCACUUUUGUGCACCCUAAAUGCACUGGAGCUGUACACCAGUUUGAGGUAGGAUAAGCUUAGGGUGUUGUCAACUGAGUCAACAGAUGUCGGUAUGGACUCAUGUAAAGCUGUACGUACUAGUAUAUCAAGGGUCAUAUUGUUGGUAAACUAGGUAGAUUGUUGCAGGGUUUUUCAUUACACUGAAGCCAUAGUUUGAAAUAUAGAAAGGUAAGGAAGCCAAUGAUGGGCCAGUUAGCCAUUGUCAAUGUUUGGUUUUUUCCUUUUUAGCAAAAAGCCAUUUGAAAGAGUUCUAUCAGGAAGAAGGUUAUUGUGUUUUAUUAAAGGAAGGUCAGUUUAUUUUGGGUAUUAAAAUAGUGAUACUACAUGUAUAUUACUGUAUGAUAGUUUGUAUAGUUGAAGCCAUUAUGUGAUCCCAAUUUAUAGGGUUCAUGAUUUGGUGUUGCCAGGUUGAAUUAGGUUGAAAAGAUUCUUCCGUUAAGAUAUUUUGUGCUAGUGUUGUAAGUAAACUAAGCAGGGCUGUAUGUAGAGGUACACUGACAAUGUUUCAAUGUGUUUUUUAGAGAAAUCCUCAUUUAGAUGUUUAAAAUCAAGUUGAGAUCCAUAAAAUUAGUUGAGGUUGGCCUAUGGUGGUUUAUGUUGCAGUGUAAUUAUUAAUGAUUUCAUAUUUAUGCAGUGUUUUAUUUUCUCUCAGUGUUUUGUUGGUUAAGUUGUGUUGUCUGUGUUGGAAAUUCUAUGGAGCUUUUUUGUACCUUUGGGAUUUAUGAUUUUAAGUAUUUAUUUUGAUUCUGUGUCCUUUAUUUGAAUCUCAAGUGAUAUAAGUCAUAUUUAAUAACUAUGCAGCUAAGGUGA
Branchiostoma belcheri (Belcher's lancelet) is the source of this 2612-nucleotide messenger RNA. RefSeq lists its product as uncharacterized. Gene Ontology annotation, molecular function: protein-containing complex binding. The transcript has 13 exons. NCBI's taxonomy places the organism in Eukaryota, Metazoa, Chordata, Leptocardii, Amphioxiformes, Branchiostomatidae. The coding region runs from base 59 to 1636 and encodes 525 amino acids. The record is from RefSeq and is a predicted model, not a curated record.